AUGCAUCUCACAUCAAGCGCAAGCACGCUGCGCCUCGUAUGGGCCGCGUCCACCGUUCUAUCAAGGGCCUCAGCCUUCAGAGCAACACCAACAGCAGCUGAUACCCUCUCAUUGCUCACACGCCGAGAUGACCUGUCCUGCUCAGCAGUCGACUCCAAACUACCCAGCAACUUCAAUUGCCCUUCCCGCACGAACUGCAUAUCACUGGACAACUCAUCAUCAGGGCUCUGCUGUCCAGACAACAACAACUGCACCAACAUCCAGACGGUUUCCUGCAACAUCCAGACCCAGAACAUAACAGCAAAUACCGAUGCCCCCAUCUUCACCACGAGGUUAGGAGACAAGCUACCAAGCUGCGCCGACGCUUGCUGUCCUUUCGGAUAUCAGUGCAUUCUGUCCCCAGAUGGGAAGAAUGUCUGCAACCUCAUCGCCAGCACCAGCAAGACCGGCACUUCCUCCUCAUCAUCUUCCAGUAGCUCUUCCACCGCCUCUCAAACGUCGACCUCCAGCUCAACCGCCACAUCAACACCGCUCUCCACUGGCCUCACCUCCUCCGCCGCCCAGACAUCGACAUGCAACAAAUUCCCUGUUGGCGUCUUCCUCGCCGGCUUCUUCCCCGGGAUGUUCAUCGGCGCCUUCCUCAUGCUCGCCUGGGUCAUCUGCUCCGGCCGCCACCGCAAACCCAACAGCAGCUCACGCAGCUCGACCGGCUCGGGCUCAUCCGUCUACAAACCUACCAUCUCCGACCCCAUCCCACUGGGCUCCCCCAGCGGCGGUUUGAGAACCGACUUCCUCCGCCGCACCACCGGCCGCGCGAAAUCCAUCUUCUCCACAAGAUCCCAAGUACCAGGUGGUGGCGGUCCCAGCACGAGCGCAUCACACUGGAAAAUGCCCACGCCUCCCGUGCCCAACAACAUCCCCACAACCGGGACCACGCCUGGCGCCGCACAGCCUGUGACUCCAGAGCGCCGUCUCGCGCACGAACUCAGCUCCGAGAGCAUCCGCGUCUUCUCGCCGCCGAGCGGCACCGGCGUGAUGGUGCAGCCCGUCCCCGCGCACAUCGCUCCCUUGAGGGGCAUGAGCGCGCAGCGGUACAAUUACAAUGCCAGAAACCCAGGCGCAGCAGACAGUAUGGGCAGUCCGUUCCAGUCGCCCCCCAAAGGCACGUCCUUUUCGACUGACAAUGCGCACAGCGACGCCUACGCCAACGCCCAGACGAACGCCCGAGGCGUGAGCACGUAUUCGGCCGUCUCUUCACUCGCCGAGCACGAACAUGAACCCGAGACACUCACACCAGCGCGCUACGAGCCGACGGGCUGGACGCCGACGGUGACGAAGCGCGUGCGUCCCGAGGGCGCGGGAGAGCUGGAGAGCAGACCGACCACGACUUUCACCGAGAUGCUCCAUGAAGCGGGGUUCCCGGAUCCGAUGAACGAGUACGGUACGCCGGCUGUGCCGAAGAUACCGGAUACCUACGGCAAUGGCAGUGGCAGCCGUGGGAGAAAAUGGUGAUGAAUAGGAGACUUAGUUCUGCAUUGAAUGAGUUGUACAGAGAGUGGAAACGCCGCAGUGGACUAGCUUUGUGACCGAGCUGGUUGAGUCAUUAUCAUUUAUUUUUGUGUAUUGCUUGCCAGCGAUGCGUACCUCUUUGAUUGUCAAAUAGUAAUUACUAUCGCUACUCUGGCCCUGUGGGAUGUGGGAUAUUGCCAGAGGUUACUCCGUAAUGGAAAUCUUUAAUUGCUUA
This is a messenger RNA of Exophiala xenobiotica, 1744 nucleotides long. RefSeq lists its product as uncharacterized. The transcript has a single exon. The record is from RefSeq and is a predicted model, not a curated record. Lineage: Eukaryota; Fungi; Ascomycota; Eurotiomycetes; Chaetothyriales; Herpotrichiellaceae. Bases 1 to 1512 code for a protein of 503 amino acids.